AUGUCUCACGGGGCCCGGGUGAUCCGGACUGGCGCCAGCAGCGGGGGCCCCGGCAGCUCCUCCUGCCCGCCGCCCCCGGGGCCGGAGCCCGGGCUGCUGGACGGCGGCUACACCCGCUCCUGCUCGGCCAUGCUGAAGGUCGCCCAGAUGAUAUCACUGUUGAUUGGAUUCAUCUGUGUAAAGAAUUCAGCGUGGACAAAUUACAGUGCAUCCAUCUACUUUGAAAUUGUCACCAUGUGUGACUUGAUUAUGAUUCUUGUCUUUUAUUUUGUCUACCUUUUCAGAGCGUACCGAAUGCUCACCUGUAUUAGUUGGCCACUUGCGGAACUUCUCCAUUAUUUAAUUGGUACGCUCCUGCUUCUCAUUGCCUGUAUUGUGGCAACGUCGAAGAGCUAUAAUUCAGCAGGACUCGUAGCUGGAGUGACGUUUGGUUUCUUAGCUACAUUCCUUUGCGCUUUGAGCAUAUGGUUAUCCUACAAGAUCUCAUGUAUUACUCAGUCAACAGAUGCAGCUGUAUGACUGUUUGGCCACUGCAAGAUGUUUGUGCCUUUCUAAAAGGGAUAUCAAAGAAGAGGGUCCACCAUGUGCCAUGAGGAGAGAGUUGACAUUUGUGUGAUUGGAUUAUAUACAGUAGAUUUGAAGAUUUACUUGAACAUCUUAUGCAAAGAGAGAAACAACCAACGUUGGAAUCAAAGAAUUUGGUGUCAAAACUGUUUGAUGGAGAAAUUGUUUUUUCUGAGCUUUAGAGAAGUGCUCUUUCUGUCUCAUGAGCUGGUCUGUGGCUCCCAGUUACGUGCAGUGAGAAUAUUCAAACCUCCUUUGGAGAGUUGUUUAAUUAGGAUUUGUAUAAUUUUAAAGAUGGAAAGAUUAAUUCUGAUUUCCUCCAUGCAUUUGCAGAAGGGAAAUUCUGCAAAUUCACCUUUGAUUAUUAAUCUUCAAGGAUAAUUCCUUUAACAAAGCAACUCUUGCACACCAGUCUGUGCCUGGGAAACUUGCCUUAAGCUCUCUUUUACUUUCUCUUUCAUUGUCAUUGAUAUUUUUACAGCUGUUUGGCCAGCAUCAGAAAAUACUUUUUCAGGAACUAUGUCUUGGACAACUCACUGUGAAUGCUCCCUUCUAAUCGCAAAUGUAAACUGAGUUUUCUAGAUGCCAAAAUAAUUAAUUCUGUUCCUACAUUUUUAAUAUACGAUCAUUUAUAACCCCCCUGAAAACUCUUUUCUCUGUACUGUACAAUAGGUAUGGAAGAACAUAUGCUUAGUGGUGCACUAAGUCUGUUGCUUUCCUCCUCAUAUAUAUGUAUUUGCAUAUUUUCAUUCUCUCUGUUCCACAGAAAUAACCCAUGGAGAGGGAAACUCUUGAGUUUCCCAGAAAUUAUUCUCUCGUGAGGGAGUGUGUGUGCGCGUGCCUAUGUGCAUUUCCCCUAGAGUAGAACCAUCUGGCUCCUCCUACUUAACCUACAAUCUGUAUGGAUGCCCCUUACCUUUGCUCUGUUAGAGCUGUUCUUUCAGGGACACUGUGUCUAGUGUGGCCGUUCCUGGAUUCCUCCUAAAGUGCGGUUUCAGAGCAGGAAGAGGGAAACGGUGUCAGCUAAUGCAACCUAAUUAUCUUUUUCUAUCCCCCUCUGCAGUUCUGGAGAUGAGCAAAUUCAGAGCUCCCCUACCCUGCCCUUUUCCUAAUCUGUCGCCGCAGAGCCAGAAACUCCCAGAGCCCUUUUCAAGAAAAGGGGAAGUGUGGCAGAGCUCUCCUGUUCCCGAGUUUGUAAAUGAAAUUGUGACUGAUCUAAUUUUGAUAUUUGUAUUAGAAAAUUAUUCUAGUGUAAAUCUGGCUCAUGAAACAGCCAGGGGUAAAUGUGCCUUAAAUGUUACAGAUUUUUAACAACAUCCCAUUCUGGCCUGUCUUUGUGCCUUACAGCUGGGUCUGGUAUUUGUUCUGUUCACUGCAGAUAGGAUGUCUUUUUUAAAUUGUGUGAAUUUAAUGCUCAGGAAUAGUGCUGCUGCUCAGGAGAACAUAAUCCCCUAUUUAUCUACAACCCCCAGGUAGGAAGGGCACAUGCUUCCUUGCUGUGCCCUGCCAGUCUACCUCAGCCAUGACUGGGCAGGUCUGAGAGGAAUUCAUUCUCUGUGCCUGCUCUGCUGAAAAUGCCAACACCAGGGCUGAUGCUCUGUGUGAUGAUACUCGUUCCCUGACUAAGCCCCUCUGAGUAAUUUUACUUUUGGUGGCUGGUCACUGAACAUGAUUUGGAUUAGGGCCUCAGAGGUUUAAGGACAGAUUUCUUCCAGGCCCAGAAGAUGAGUAUGUAAUAGUAGUGGUAUACAUUCCCCUCCUGUCAAGGGAAUGUUCACUCAGUUACUGUGACAUUCCCCAGGCCCUCUCUCUCACCCAGCCACAUGGAAAUGGACUUCUGACACAGCAAAGCCAGCUACACGCUGUCCUACAUAUGCAGCUUCCACAUCCUCACUGACCAUAGUAGCCAAGCAGAAUAGCCUGAAGGCAAGCAGCAAUUAGCCAAGAGUUCUAACAAGAAGCUGAGAUCUCUCAGAACAAAGAAGGUUCCCACAGCUCUCAGUCUAUUCAGACAGCUUUCCUCCAUACUGCAAUCGUGUCACUGAUCCCUGUGCUGCAUUUCCAUUGGUGACACCUCCCCCUGCCACAAGUUGAAAAAAUCCCCAACUAGGAGUUCAAUGCACCCUAAAGGCCAUAGCAUUGCUGGAUAUCAUUCUGUGAUGGAUUGAAAUGUGUUUUCUGGAGAACUAAUGGAAACUCACCCUUUGGCUUGCAUCUGUAUGCAGAACAAAAUGCUGUGAAUUUGCUGUAUAAUAUUGAAUACAAGUGUUUAAAAAUGAA
This is a messenger RNA of Gopherus evgoodei (Goodes thornscrub tortoise), 2844 nucleotides long. RefSeq names its product CKLF like MARVEL transmembrane domain containing 7 (gene CMTM7). The transcript is spliced from 5 exons. Gene Ontology annotation, cellular component: membrane. Lineage: Eukaryota; Metazoa; Chordata; Testudines; Testudinidae. Bases 1 to 519 code for a protein of 172 amino acids. The record is from RefSeq and is a predicted model, not a curated record.